AGGCUGCGGUUAGAAAGGUUUAAAGCCGGGUCCACAGUGUCGCGGCGCAGCUCGCUAUGGCCGCAUACCACCUGACCAUCUACGCCCAACGAUACACACAACCUGUCCGGCAUCGUGCAUCGCGUCCGCGUACUCACGGUGCCGUACGUCUGACCGACUGGUACCAGUACGGUACCAGUUGCCCUGCAGCCAGCCACCCAGCUGCGCGCGCGCGCGUUUCUCUCGUCUGAACAUCGCCAUCGUCUCGCCGAUCCCAUGAUUCGAUCGAUACGUUCCAAAGAAUACGAUCGACCGAGAGCCGAAGCGUCGUUUCGUCGGAGCAAAGGAAUUUCCACAUUUACCGAGUGAAAUUGCCAGCUUCUCCACCCGCACGAGGAAGAGAGAGAGAGAGAGCGACGAACGACGCCUCGUUACAUCGGCUUACUCGCGCGCUGGCAAAAAGAGAGGCGAGAGAAGCGUGUUGGUUGCGGCAGGUCACGAGGAACGGGUCUUAAGAUGGCCUACAUUAUCCAGCCUUAUCGGUGAGAGAAAGAAACAGGGAGAAGGAGAGGAAGAAGAAGAGAAGACCACCACGUGGCGGGAGAAACGGUCGAGAUAAUAGCCGGACAGAAAGAAAAAUGGGACAAGCUUGGUGCAAGGAGAAGACCUCGAAGGCACAGGACUCCAAGUCUCCUCUGGAUCGAGUCUUCGUACGUUGCGCGCAUCGGAUCUACCCCAGCUUGAAGGAAGAGGGAUCGGUGUUGGGCGGUGGGACGCAAAGAGUGACAAGCUCCGAAAUAGGGUACGCUGGUUCGCCGCCAAGGGAAGCGCUGACCAGAGGGAGAAGCAUAGAUUCCGUGGACAGGCCCUUUCAUCCGAGCGACUGGGUCGACGUGAACCUCGAAGUUCCCAGCACACCGAGGGCGGCCUCGGUGCUCACCAAUUUAACCGUCGACACGAACCUCUAUCCGGCCACCACCCCAACGUCCAGCUGUUCGAAUCUAAAGGACGUGACACCGAUUCCACCGCCGAGACGCCGAAAGCGGAACAAGGGCAGGCCUUUGCCACCUAAACCGGACGAGGUGGGCACGGAGAACUCGUCCAACGUGGACCGGACGGAGACCGGGAACGAGCCNUUAUACUCGUCGGUGAGGUCGCCGAAAAGCAGCGGGGACGAGCAGGAGGCGGAAGAGAAGGCGAGGCCGUACGAGGACUGCGAGGGGAAAAGGACAAAGGAGAUUUACGAACACAAGGUUAACGGAACCGGGAGAAUAAUACCGAGCGACGUGGUUUCCGGGAGAAGGUGUUACGAGAGCGACGAGUACGAGAGAUUCGCCAACAGCCGCACGAGCAGAGAUUCCUCCACUCCGAAGCGCGAGGAGAAGAGAAAAUGGAGGCAGGCGGAGAACCCCCGUCCGAGGAGGCCCGUCAGGAGCAGCACCGUAUCGCUUCCGGCCGAAUCCUUCCUCUCCCCAUUUUCCGAGAAAACGAGCGUGCGAUUGGAGGAUUACGUUCCAAGGUCCGAUAACCUAUCGCCGUAUCAGGUCAUAGAGAAGUUGAGCAGAGCGAACGGGAUGGUGAAAGAAUACGAGUACGUAAAGUACGACUCGAGCGGAGGGGAGCAUUGGGAAUUAAGCGACAUCGGAUACUCGGAAAUUCAGGAUAAGAGUUGGGGCGAGGACGCGGAGAAGGAGGUCGAUCCCUCGAUCGACUCGAAAGAAGACGACGAAAGGAGAUCCCCUUCGACGAACGGCCGCGUUCCCGAAUCUCCCGUCUACUCGGAGAAGCCCGAAGCGUUUGGAAAAACGGGGGAGUCCCCGCUGGUCGACCAACCGGAACUCGCCCAAGUCGAUCCAAAUAGAUCUCACGCGAGAUUCUAUGAUCCACCCCCUACCAUGGCAAACUGUUGCAAAAUUAUCGGCGAGUCGUCACGGUUCAAAGAGCCGUUUUUCUUGGACGAGGCGAAACAUCGUUCCGUUUUAGAUACGAUCGGCGGGUCGAGCGAGGAAGGGAAACUGGAAUCCGACCGAUUCGGCCAAUCGAGGAGCGCGUCGCGUCGGGCGGACCCCGAGGAGGAGGAGGAGGCCGAGCCGGCCGAGUUGAGCUCCACCGCUCUGAUCAGAACCAUCUCCGAGGAGUCGCUGCCGCGCGAGAUGCUCGAGGAGCCGGACGACUUCUUCGACGAGAAACUCGCCAAGGACGCGCGCAACAACAUGAAGAAGUGUCUGGACGAUUGGAAAACGAGCGGCACACCGCCGCCCAGCCCCGAGCCCAGGACCAAAUCCGCCGUCCUCGAUCCCGAUCACUCCACCCUGUUCAAAAUCCUGAGGGAGGAGGCGGCGGAGGAGAGCAACGUGAGCUCCAUGACGCCCAGCCUCACCGAGUUGGAGGCCGCCUUGUCCGACAUGUUGGAGAAGGAGGAGCCGCAGGAAGGCGGGAGCAGAGCCAACAACGAACAGAUCCCGAAAAUAUUGGAACCCGUGAUCGAGGAGUGGAGCAACAAGGAUCGAAACGGGGCGGGGGAGAGGAGUCAAUUCACGACGGACGAGAGGAAGGCGACGAGGGUGGCAGGGCGAAAGGUCUCCUUCUGCUCGUGGGAAGAGUCGAUCGCGGCGGCCGAGUCCCGUCAAUCGGAGAACGAGAAGACCUUUUCCACCGAUAUCCCGCCAAAGAAACCCAACAGAUCGAACAAAAGCUCGGAGGAGGACUUUUCGAAUCUCGUCCCGACACCCCCUCGAAGGAAGAACAAGAGUCUCGGCGUGGCGAGGAGGGAAGCCGAAACGGCGCAAAACGGCACCAUCGCGCCCGACCACCACAACGACAGACUUAUCUAAUCGUCGAUCUCGU
Messenger RNA from Apis dorsata (giant honeybee), 2826 nucleotides. RefSeq lists its product as uncharacterized. NCBI's taxonomy places the organism in Eukaryota, Metazoa, Arthropoda, Insecta, Hymenoptera, Apidae. The coding region runs from base 618 to 2813 and encodes 731 amino acids. The record is from RefSeq and is a predicted model, not a curated record. The transcript has 11 exons.